Aspergillus saccharolyticus JOP 1030-1 is the source of this 1711-nucleotide messenger RNA. RefSeq names its product T2 family ribonuclease. Lineage: Eukaryota; Fungi; Ascomycota; Eurotiomycetes; Eurotiales; Aspergillaceae. Gene Ontology annotation, cellular component: extracellular region. Bases 142 to 1449 code for a protein of 435 amino acids. Gene Ontology annotation, biological process: RNA catabolic process. The record is from RefSeq and is a predicted model, not a curated record. The transcript is spliced from 6 exons. Gene Ontology annotation, molecular function: ribonuclease T2 activity; RNA binding.
UCAUUAUUGACUUCGGCUCCUUUUCUUCCCUCUCUGUCUCUUUGUCCUUUUAUUCUCUAUUCUUACCUAUUACUUGACUGCUACACUUGCUUUGACUACCUGUCCAUUGACCCGAGGACCAGACUGUACCUCAGCACCGCCAUGUUUAUCUCCGAUAGCAGUACCCGAGCUAUCGGGGCCACCGCCAACUCUAUGAAAGAUACGCUCUUGCAGCGUAUCCCCGCGCCCCAGCAGGUCCUCAAAGCCGUCACAGGCGCACUAGGGGUCUCUUCUCUCUCAGGACUAGACUAUUCGACCUCAGAAUCAACGUUUCAGCACUGUCCGGCCGCUGAACUGAGCUGCAAGACACGGUACCAUGGCCAGGAUACCUGUUGCUUUAAUUACCCGGGGGGUCAGAUGCUACAGACGCAAUUCUGGGAUGCUGACCCCGCCGUCGGACCAGAGACUGCCUGGACAAUUCAUGGCCUAUGGCCGGACCACUGCAACGGCGGGUUCGACCAAUAUUGCGACUCGAAGCGCAGAUACAGCAAUAUCUCGUUAAUUCUAGUUGAUGCUGGUCGUGGAGAUUUGCUCGACUACAUGAGUACAUACUGGAAAGACUUCCGUGGCGAUGACCUGAACCUCUGGGAGCACGAAUGGAAUAAGCACGGCACCUGCGUCAGCAGCCUUGAGACACACUGCUAUACGGAAUAUAUCCCUCAGCAGGAAGUUGUCGACUACUUCGAUAAGACAGCUGAUCUAUAUCGGGAUCUACCCACUUACGAGACCCUCGCCAAAGCCAACAUUCUUCCCUCCUACACCAAAACCUACACUCGCCGCGAGAUUGAGGAUGUGCUGUCCCAAUCCCACGGUGCAGAGGUCACGAUCCGCUGUCGUCAUGGAUCUCUGAACGAAGUAUGGUACUAUUUCAACGUCGCGGGCCCUCUGGUAUCUGGAAAAUUCGUUCCCUCGGACCCAGACGGCCAAGUUUCCAAUUGCCCUGCCUCCGGCAUCCGCUAUCAGCCUAAGACGCCACACCACGGCCACGAACCCACAAAGACAACCACGCACAACCCGUCGGAUCCGACGUCACCCCCCGGUGCUCCCUUUCAGGGUCGAGGAAACCUCAUGAUCUCGACGAUGGGGCAGAAGAGAGGGUGCAUUAUCAGCCGCGGGGCGUGGUUCAGCUCAGGCACCUGUGCAACUUUCACUGCGAAGAAGACAACCGAUGAACUUUUCACCCUCCACUCCAGCAAGGGCAAUUGCGGCUUCGCCAAGGAUAUCUUUACAUGCGGUGGUGCCGUGCACAAGGCGCAAGAAUUUAGCGUUGACGAUGGCAAGCUCGCGUAUAACGGCAAUUCGACCUUCUUUGCAGACAAGGCUCCCAAGGGCCCGACGAAGAGUAAGGUCUUUGCGUCGCAGGAGGACCACCAAAUUGAGUUAGCAAUCACAUGGAGACCGGAUUAUUGAGCUUGAUGCUCUUUUUUCCAGGCGUCCCGUCUUGCUUUCGAAGAGGGGGGGGUUCUUGUUUCUUUUUGCGGGUUCAUCUAGAUUUCUUUCCGAGUAAGAAGUGGUGCAAGGGAUGUUGGUUAUGGUUAUACUAGAUCUUCCGUGUGUGUAUGGGUGUGUCUAUGUUUUAUGUUCAAGGGGUCAGGGCGAUGUUGCUUAUAUAUAGAUAAGAAAACCAUCUAUGCUAUGGUUACACAAUGGAGAUAGACUGCAUGUGAUUCCU